UUUGGUUCGCCCGAUUUUUAGGAUCCACCACAAUGACGGUGAUGGACACGUUGGACGUACCGGCUAUCGAGUUCAGCAGAACGCAGCGAGGUCGCACCAUGCUGAUCUACGACGGGUACAAAUACGUGGAAAAUCGCCAGAGCAACAAGAACGUAUUCUGGCGCUGCUCAAAAUACGUCAAGUAUGCCUGCCGGGCGACCUGUGUGACGUCCAAGAGCCCGAGUGAAUGUCCUAUUCGGCUAGCUGGCAAUGCCCACUCGCAUGGGCCGGAAAAAAUGUUGGACAGUGACAAAAUUGAACCCUCCGAUGAAUCCGACAUUCAGUUCCGGUUGAUGCAAUUGUACUAG
Messenger RNA from Aedes albopictus (Asian tiger mosquito), 347 nucleotides. RefSeq lists its product as uncharacterized. The transcript has a single exon. The record is from RefSeq and is a predicted model, not a curated record. The coding region runs from base 33 to 347 and encodes 104 amino acids. Lineage: Eukaryota; Metazoa; Arthropoda; Insecta; Diptera; Culicidae.